AUGGCUGCCCCCUUUCUCACCCUCCCACCGGAGGUGUUGGUCAUGAUCAUGUCGUUUUCCGAGUCAUUAGAUGAUCUCUGGUCACUGAUCCAAGCAUCUCCCGCCGUUCUGUCGUGGUUCACCUUUUUCCACAACCAAGACUUCCACUUCGAAGGAGACGACACUCUCCGUUCGUUCUUGAUGCUUCAGUCACCUUGUUUGGACGUGUUAUUUCCACGGAACACGGCAGAGAGGUUCUACUCGAUUGUUCACUACAUCUACGACCAACACUGCUCGAUCGUGCGCAGUGUGGUAAACAGCCUCGGUUCUCUGGCUAUCCCACCGCCCGACCAAACUGAAGCCGCCGAGGCUACAGGCAUCAAACGGGCUGCGAGGACACCUCUCAGCAACGACGCUCCGUUCCAACUUCACAUUUGUCGAUUCAAGCACCGUUCGACACUAGAAACACACAACUACAUCCAUUAUCUCACUUCACAAGGCUUUGGCAUGCUCCUGGCUUUGCAACGCAUGAAUAUUCAUGCUCAACGAGAUUUCACCUUGGCGACAUUCUUCCAGGUCUCCCAGAGCGGAAAUCCGGUCGUCUUACUGGUGGAUCACGUAGAUGGACAUCGAACGGGCAUUGUUGGAUGCGAUAGGUGGAUGCCAUGGGUUCAUUCUUGGUACAAUAUUCCCGGUAUGUGGCAAUAUGCCCCCGGCUUCUGGUUGCCGAAGCGUCUAGGUUACCCGCCAGGAAAGUUCAGCAUCCCCGAGGAUUGUCGCGGCACCGAGCGGCCCGAGUUCGCGAGCGCGCACGAUGUCUACGCCCUUGGCAUGGUGCUGCUAGAACUGGAGUCCCGUCGGUCCCUGCGCGACCUGAAGGAGAAGUGUGAGAAGAACUCCGGCCAGCGGUGGACGGCGCAGCCGUUUGCGCGAGUGGAUCGUCGCCGAGGAGCUCGGGAGUCUCGUUCCUCGCAUAGGGGAGAUCUAAACGAUACCGUGACGGUCUGUCUAGAGGGACUGAAGAGAGACGAUGGGCGCAGCUUCCAGGAGAAGUUUUUGACAAGGUCGUCAAGAAGAUGGAUUUGUGCAUAG
Molecule: messenger RNA, 1071 nt
Organism: Ilyonectria robusta
Lineage: Eukaryota; Fungi; Ascomycota; Sordariomycetes; Hypocreales; Nectriaceae
Exons: 3
Coding region: 1-1071 (356 amino acids)
Source: RefSeq, a predicted model, not a curated record